Messenger RNA from Echinostoma caproni, 327 nucleotides. NCBI's taxonomy places the organism in Eukaryota, Metazoa, Platyhelminthes, Trematoda, Plagiorchiida, Echinostomatidae. The record is from the annotation of a GenBank genome assembly.
AUGGAGGUGCUCGGCGAAAAGAUGAAUGAGGACUCGUCCGAAGUGGAAUCGACUGAUCGAAGACAGCAACUGGCUGACAAUUCAACUGAGCAGACUGAUGCCAACAGUGCCAUCGAUGAAGGGAUGGUGCACGACACAGUGGAUGCGAUAAACACCACGUCCCCAAUGAUCACUGAUCUUGAUGCAUCACGUGAAUGUGUGAUUCAGGAUCAUCAAAUAUCAUCGACCUGCGUCCCUAACGAGACGUCUCUGAAACAGUGGCUGCAACUAGCCGAUCUGAAACUUCACAAAGUCGGUCACAAGUCAGCCCGCUUCAGAUUGAAAUGA